This is a messenger RNA of Eurypyga helias (sunbittern), 714 nucleotides long. Its product is annotated as olfactory receptor 5V1-like. The transcript has a single exon. Gene Ontology annotation, cellular component: membrane. Lineage: Eukaryota; Metazoa; Chordata; Aves; Eurypygiformes; Eurypygidae. Gene Ontology annotation, biological process: G protein-coupled receptor signaling pathway. The record is from RefSeq and is a predicted model, not a curated record. The annotation marks the transcript as partial. Gene Ontology annotation, molecular function: G protein-coupled receptor activity; olfactory receptor activity.
AUGUACUUCUUCCUUGGCAACUUAUCCUUACUGGAUAUCUUAUGUCCCACUAUCACUGUGCCGAAGAUGCUGGAGGUGUUGCUGCUGGAGAACAAGGUGAUUUCAUUUUCUGGCUGCAUGUUCCAGCUGUUCUUCCUCAUUGAUGUCGUAGGUACAGAGAUUUUUCUCUUGGCUGUGAUGGCAUAUGACCGUUAUGUUGCAAUAUGUCAUCCGCUGCGGUACACGAAUAUUGUAAGUCUGAAACUGUGUGCUCGCCUCGCCACGGGCACCUGGGUAGUAGGACUUUUCAAUUCUCUGCUGCACACAUCUUUGAUUUUUACACUCCUUUUUUGUGACUCCAAUGAAGUUGACCAAUAUUACUGUGAUAUUCCCCCUAUGCUGGCCCGCUCCUGCUCACCUACUUUCAGCAGGGAACUGGUAAUUCUCACAGUUGCUGGGGUCCUGGGAAGCAGCGCCUUUGUGGUCACUCUCAUCUCGUAUCUCCAUAUCCUCUCGGCUAUCCUGCGCAUGAACUCUUCCGAGAGCAGGCACAAGGCGUUCUCCACUUGUGGUUCUCACUUGACGGUAGUAUGCCUCUUCUAUGGGACCACCAUUUGCACAUACGUACGGCCUUCCUCCACCUACUCACCUAAUCAGGGUAGGAUCGUUUCCAUGCUCUACGAAAUCCUCACUCCCCUGCUGAGCCCCGUUAUCUACAGUCUGAGGAACAAAGAA